Anoplopoma fimbria (sablefish) is the source of this 2936-nucleotide messenger RNA. RefSeq names its product thioredoxin-related transmembrane protein 2b (gene tmx2b). The record is from RefSeq and is a predicted model, not a curated record. Gene Ontology annotation, molecular function: disulfide oxidoreductase activity. Gene Ontology annotation, cellular component: membrane-bounded organelle. The transcript has 8 exons. NCBI's taxonomy places the organism in Eukaryota, Metazoa, Chordata, Actinopteri, Perciformes, Anoplopomatidae. Gene Ontology annotation, biological process: brain development. Bases 192 to 1115 code for a protein of 307 amino acids.
UUUAACACAAACCGUGACUACACGUGUUCCUAAUAUACCAUUUAGAAUGCACCGUGGGGUCACAGAGCGCGUGGCAUUAGCUCACUAUAACUGUUUUAUUUGUUAAACCGGAAGCAGUCGCCGUGCCUCCUCCCCCUGAUAGCUCGCUGCUAGGCUAACGCAUCCGCGCUGCCCUGUGUGUGCUGAGGAACAUGGCUCUCAUCACGCCGCUGCUCGCCUUCCUCUACCACCUCCCGCUGGUCUAUAAGUGGCUGCUGAAGCCCUACUAUGUGGCCUCCAUCUUCAUGUCCGCGGCCUUCCUCGCGGUCCGCAAGACGCCCGGAGUCUGCGACCACCUGGACACCCAGCGCGAGGACGGCAACCCGUGCGACUUCGACUGGAGGGAGGUGGAGAUCCUCAUGUUCCUCAGUGCCAUCGUCAUGAUGAAGAACAGACGAGCGAUAACGGUGGAGCAGCAUGUGGGCAACAUCAUCCUGUUCAGCAAAGUGGCCAACGUCAUCCUGUUCUUCAGACUGGACAUCAGGAUGGGACUGCUCUACCUGACACUCUGCAUAGUGUUUUUGAUGAUCUGUAAGCCUCCUCUUUACAUGGGGCCCGAGUACAUCAAAUACUUCAGCGACAAAACCAUCGAUGAUGAGCUGGACAAAGACAGUCGGGUGACGUGGAUUGUUGAGUUUUUCGCAAACUGGUCUCCAGAGUGCCAGUCCUUCGCCUCCGUCUACGCUGAUCUCUCUCUCAAGUACAACUGUGCCGGUCUCAAGUUUGGUAAGGUGGACAUCGGACGUUACGGAGAGGUCUCCAAAAAGUACAAGGUGUCUGCGUCUCCGCUGUCCAAGCAGCUUCCGUCCCUGGUGUUGUUUCAGGGAGGCAAGGAGGUGAUGCGGCGCCCCCAGGUGGACAAGAAGGGUAGAGCCGUAUCCUGGAGCUUCACAGAGGAGAACAUCAUCCGCGAGUUCAACCUGAACGAACUCUACCAGAAAUCCAAGAAGCUCAACAAGACCAAAGGGGACAAGGUCAGCCAAUACCAGUUCCCUCCGGUCCCCGAAGAGGACGAGAGCGAGCAGCAGGGAGCCCCCGCCGAGGCUCUGGAGUCGGAAUCCAAGAAGGACAAAUAAGACGGUUUGCAGCACUCAGCUUUCACUUCUGGAUGGAACUUGUGUGUCCAGGUCAGCUCCUUCUCCUCCUCCUCCUCAUCCUCCUCUUCCCUCUCUUCUCUCAAAGUUUGCUCACUCGUGAAUCAAAACAGGACUGGAGUCGCUUUGGAUCAUGAGAAUUACUUCUGCCCAUCUCCAGCAUCAUUUAACACCAAGCCUCAGUUAAACCCAGUCAUUCUGUUGGCCCUCUAUAAAAGAGCAAAGAGAACUAGUGUGAACUUGAGCAGAGGAGCAAACUGGGAAAGAGUCAACCAGCUUUUGGGGGUUGUAAUGCUAAAACCUGGUCCCGUAUUUGUGUUUGAAGGCCUGGAAACAUGCAUGGAGUUAUAACAGGCUACACCACACAUUUCAACGCUGUGAAGUCUGAGUGACUGUCAGUUGAGUUCUUACUAAUUAACAGGAAGGGAGCAGUGAAUGUGAUGCUACUUUGUUCUUUAAGAUUUUUUUUAUGCAACUAAUUUAAUGAGAUUAGAGUAGAUUUUUAAAAAUCGUUGUAUGAAUAUAUUCAUGUAAACUUAGUGAUAACUCCGUAGUAUUCAUUUGCAGCGUUAAAUGAGAGGUACUAAAUGGGAGCGCUUGUUUUACAUGAACACACUGCAUUAGUCGGGUGGUGUUACUCGGUUUACUGACAGCUGGACAGUAUCCCUGUUCAUCCCUGUGGACCGACCAAGCUGCUUCUGUCAUUCAUUUCAUUUCAUUUGACUCUCCUUCGUUUGUUGUUGCUUCUUGUAUUCAGUGUCUGUGGCUCUCAGAGAGAGAGAGAGAGACAGACGGACGAGCUUCAGCUCUCAGGCCAUGUUCACACGUCUCCAGAAAGAAAAAGAAAAAUAAUAGAAUGUGACCGAAUGCGGCCCAGACCUCCUCCAAAUGUGGUCUGAGCCGUCGGGUCUUAAUGCGUCUUGGUGCAUUGCCUGCUGUAUGUAGAGCGGCAUCAGGAGUGAACAGGGCCUCGUUAACAUCGCCACGCCUUCUAACUUGCGAGACAUUUCCUCUUUUUUAUUUAUUUUUUGAAAACACCUUUUUUUGGUUUUAAACUGUUUUUUUUCUUGACUAUUCUUAUGUUGCCAACAUGGUAGCCAGUAUUUUUAUGUUUUCAGACAGUUCCAAUAAAGUUUGUUUAAAAAUGGCCACGCCCUCAACAGCGGUGAUGAAAACGGAGAAGGGCAGGGUGACUCAGCAGCCUCAGUCCAGAGGAUGAAACCGCUGACUGUAAUGAUUCUCUGACCUUUCCCUUGUGACGUUCACUUCCUGUUGACCUACAGCCAUACGUCACCCUGCAGCACUCUAUGCCGGACACAUCUACAGACCUGUGAUCAGAUGAUGAUGAAGUGAGAGCAUGUUGGCAGCGUCAAGCUAAAGUGUGGUCCUGAUGAGAGCACAUCACAUUGUCUGAGACAUUCACACAUUAACUUGGGUGUUGAUUUAGAUUCUUUUUUUCUUUUAACAUUUUUUAGGACCAGAAAAACAAGUUUUUGUGGCAUUUGAUUUCAUUUUCCAGCAUUAUUUCUCGCUAACAUUUUAUUGGGAUUUAGAGCUUUUUUCCCAUCGUAGUCGUGAACUGAUAAACAUACACUGUUAAAUUAGCUUUUUGAAGAUACUGUGAGUUUUUUUCCUUAAUCGUGAUUAAUUACUAAAACUGUUUUGUUUUGUAUACUUCUUUGACCUUUUGUCAUGUUGCAUUUCAUUUCAUCUGCAUUCCAAGGCUUGUAUGUAUAUUUGCCCCUGUACAUGAACGGAGAAGUCUGCUGGCCUGUUCUUGAUAUCCAUGCAAUAAAACAAUGU